CAUUUUCAAGAUACCUCCUUAUCGAGUAUCUUAAGUAAUCUAGGCAAAUCUAGGCCGAGAGCUUCCCCCACUCAGAAGCCAAGUGCAACCUUUUUCGGGGGUUGAGAAUCGCAACAUGGGAUGACAGCCAUCUCCAACUACAACUAUGCCCAUAACCACACCGUGACAGCCUACCUAUUAUCCGCCCACUCUCCUUGACAUCCGAAAACACACAAGCCCUGUAGAGGUUGUGCUGGUUAGCUGCCCGGGGCUUCGAACCACGGGACCAGAAGCAGCAAGACGCCCGAGAUAGGCAGGCAGAUCGAUUUGGCUCGACGCGAGACGGGAUAGGAACCCGUCAUACCUGCGUAUCGUUUCCCGGCCGCGCCCUACGCAGCCUCCGAGACUCCCUCAUCCGUCUACCGCACGCAGGUCGCGGCGGCCAGCUCUCCCUCUCUCUGCCUAUCUGCGCGCCGACCCGCGGCGACCACCCAUCCACCCACAAAGUUCCCCGACUCGCUCGCCGGGCAGGCGAGACCGCACCGACGCCUCGCGACCGCGCGCGCAGCACGCGCGGCACACGAGCAAGCGGCAGGCGCAGAGGCGCAGCACGCGCGCGGCCAUGUCCUUCUUCCGGAUCACGCUGCACCGGUCGGCGAUCGGGAUGCCGCGGCGGACGCGCGGGGUGCUGGCGUCGCUGGGGCUGCGCAAGCGCCAGCAGACGGUGUUCCACCCGGUGUCGCCCGAGUUCGCGGGCAAGAUCAUGCGCGUCAAGGAGCUCGUGCGCGUCGCCGAGGUCGACCGCGCCCUCUCCCCCGCCGAGCUCCGCGCCGAGCGCGCCCCCGAGCCCGGCUUCUGGCUCGAGCGCCCCGUCCCCCGCAGCCCCAUAACUCCCGUCGGCCGCGACGUCGCCCCCCCGCCUGCCCCCCCCGCCGCGCAGCCGCAAGAGGAGGCACGCCCUGAGGGCCCGGGCGCGUAGGAGGGCGCGGGGAAGGGGCUGGGAAGAGGGAGGGGAGGGGAAGGGAGUUGGAGGGGAGCUGAGGAGGAGAAGGAGGAGGAGGAGGAUGGCGACGACUGCGAGGGGCGGAAGAGGCGAGGCGGCGACGCGGGUCCGAGAGGGCGGUAUGU
Durotheca rogersii is the source of this 1107-nucleotide messenger RNA. RefSeq lists its product as uncharacterized. The transcript has 2 exons. Gene Ontology annotation, cellular component: mitochondrion; large ribosomal subunit. The coding region runs from base 602 to 958 and encodes 118 amino acids. The record is from RefSeq and is a predicted model, not a curated record. Gene Ontology annotation, biological process: translation. NCBI's taxonomy places the organism in Eukaryota, Fungi, Ascomycota, Sordariomycetes, Xylariales, Xylariaceae. Gene Ontology annotation, molecular function: structural constituent of ribosome.